This is a messenger RNA of Venustampulla echinocandica, 2742 nucleotides long. RefSeq lists its product as uncharacterized. NCBI's taxonomy places the organism in Eukaryota, Fungi, Ascomycota, Leotiomycetes, Helotiales, Pleuroascaceae. The record is from RefSeq and is a predicted model, not a curated record. The coding region runs from base 1 to 2742 and encodes 913 amino acids. The transcript has a single exon.
AUGGCGUAUUACGCCAUAAAACAAGACAAGCUAGGGGAGGGGAGGGCAUCCGCGACCGCAACUCCAGAUCCUCAGAACCAAGCGUCUCGAGACACAGAUGCACCUCAUAGAUUCCACCCUUCUCAAUCAGCCUUUCGUCUCAGCCGGCGUGUGCGGCCGCCUCCAAUGCAUUUCGCUCCUGAAGUCGAGCAUGGCAGUCGAGUCCCUGCGGAGCCUAAGAAGUUGGAUCGGCGAGCAUCCAAAGGGGGAUUGCGCGGAAUUUUCACCAGGUCGAAAGCUCAGGCCGAAAAUAAUAUUGUGUCGCCCGUCAUGGAAGAACCUCCUCAUGCUUCUGCGGUACCCGAGACACCAAGGAGCAAUGUUCUUCGCAGUCUUUCCAUCAAAAGGGCUCCUACUCCCGCAUCUCAGGCGACCCCAACAACUCCAGCGAGGCCCACCCGCCCACCAUCGCGGAUGAGUUUGAGAUCCAAGUCAGUAAAGCAGCCAAGAAUACCGAACAAGCCGAGCCCCAAGUCCACGAAAUCCUCAUCCUCCUCCAGAGCUCCAAGCCGCACAUCUCCCGCAUGGGAUCCUCCGCCCCUCUUUCAGGCAUACCCGCAAAGUAUCAAGCAUGCCACAUUGAUAGCGUCGACUUUAUCAGCAGACGCCAUAUUGCGCAUGAAUAACCAGAGGAGGAAUAAUAGCCUGAGGAACGAGAUUGCCCAAAUUCGACCCGGAACGGGUGGACGUGGUCAGAAUGCUGCGGCGAAGAGAACAGAGAAGGCCACAACCAAACAUCGGCGGCAACUUUCGGGUUCGAUUUCGAAGGCAGAUUGGACCCAUAAGAUCUUCGUUUUGGUGACAUCUGGGUACCUGCUGCAGUAUGCAGGAGAAGGGUCAUUUGAUCGGCUCCCCGAGAAAAUGAUUCAACUUGGCAAGGAGUCGGUAGCGUUUGCCAGUGACGCGAUCCCGGGAAAGCACUGGGUUGUGCAAGUCUCGCAGGCAAUGGACGCGGAUGGCGCUCCUGCAGCCGAUUCGAGAUCCCUUCUGUCACGCUUGACAUUUAGGGGUGCAGAUUACCGACGAACAGCUACCAGUUUCCUUCUGAUUCUAAGUAGCGCGGAGCAGAUGGAUUCUUGGUUGGCCGUGCUUAGGAGAGAGGUUGAGGCUCUCGGUGGUAAGAAGCAAAUCUCGGAGACAGGGAGACCAAAAGCAGACGACAAAGUCAUGCAAUUGAGAGCUCAACCCAGCCACAGAUACUUGAUCCAGAGGGACCCGGAUCAAUUUUCCAAUCCGUCUUCCCCGCGUAGCCCAUCUGGAUAUCCACCGUGGAGCGAGAGUCAACUUCAGGAAGGGUUGGAUGACGGGGCUUCAGCUUUGGCAAUACCCCAGAUGGCAUCUACCCGACCUUCUACGGAAAAUAAUUCUGCCACCAAUAGUGUUGCAUCCCAUGAUGGACAACAGCUUGAGGGUUUAAGAGACAGUGCGAACCGGCUGUCGUUUAUGUCCUCUGGUCAACGGACCUUGAUAACGUCACAAGGAUCAUCUAUAACAAAUUCGCCCACUAGGGAGAGUUGCUCAACAUUGGAUGAUUUCCCACAAAAGAUUUCGCUCGAGGACUCACGGCUGAGACCAAACGCAUCGGCCAUAAAUGAACGUCGACGAUCUAUGCAGACCACGCCCAUCCCUACUCUUGAAGCACACACACCCAGAAAUUUCCGCCAUUCUACCUAUGGUGGUCCUACUCGCCCAGCUCGUUCUCCUAUUGCCCCAAAUUUCAGCACACCAAAUCCCUCGAACAAGAAAUACCCCACUAGAGGCCCUCCUCUCAGCAAAGGUCCCGGAGGAGAUGCUAGGAGUAUUCCCCAUAUUGUAACGUCUACACCACCAAGCAAGAUACGCCAAUCGAUGAUUCAGAGCAAAGGAAAAGGCUUGCCUGCUCUACCCCUUAACAGGCAGUCAUUGCCUCGUGUUAGAGACUCGGCGGCCCUGCUAACGCCCGUUGAACCAUCUGUCGAGUAUGUACAUGGAAUUGAGCCUCCAUGGGAUGACAACAACGCUCGGUCUUCUAGGCCAAACACAGCAUCUCUAGAAACUGGUAUGCCUGAGCGCAGGUCUAGUCUAAUGCUUAUUGAUCCCUCGGAUACAGCCAUGAGCAACUUUCGAUUCCCCCAACCGGAUCCAGAUGUGCCAUUUAGUGAUACUGUUCCCGAGAAGAUUACCGAAACAUCUAUCACACCCGCUCUACCACCGACACCACCCGCGGUCAGCCCUCUAUUAGCAUCACUGCCCAUCUCUUCAAAUCGCCGCAAGGAGCAUGUGGCAAAGCCAGAGUUGGGAAAGGUGCCCUUGAGCUCACCUGUGCGUGCGAAAAGCGCAAUACCAAAACUGCGUCGUCCCGUGAGCAUGCAAAUACGAAGCUCGUCGAACUCAGCUAUGAACUCGACUCGUCCCAUUGCUAGGCCCUCGCGAUCUGCGCUACUGCUUUCCCCGCCAAGCCACGAUGCUGCCGCUGAAACCAUUUCGGCCUCGAGCUCAACUCCUAAGCAAGAUAUAAAAUCUCCCGCAUUCGCCUCAGCUCCAAUACCGGCUUUGCAACAGCUUCACUCGGAGGAUGAUCCAAAGAGCUUGGCCAGCAGGAAGAGUAUGCCAUUGCUAGCGACUGGACCACCUCCAGCGCCGCCGCCAGAUUGUGCAUUGCCUCCCUUGCCGCCGCCGGGCGCGGGAUUGAAACCAGUCUCGAAAAUCCCGGUGCAGGCGUAA